AUGAGCAUGGCCAAGGAAGAUGUGGAGAAGUUCCUGGAUAGUAAUCCAACCUUCGCCAAGGAAUACUUCGACUCAAAACUACGCCCUUUACACAUUGCUAACUUGCUAGGAGCUCAAGAAACAAAUGCAGACUUUAGCACCUUCCGAGACCUGAACAAUGUGGAGGAAACUGAGAUCAUUUUUGAACUCAUCCGUGACCUGCAGGACAUUAAUAUGGAAAAGGUUGUGUUUAAUACACUAAGGAGGAUUGGCUUUCUCAUCCGCGCAGAUUGCCUGAGUUUGUUCAUGUACAGAUCCAGGAAUGGCACUCCUGAACUUGCCACAAGACUGUUCAAUGUUCAUAAAGAUUCUAUUUUUGAAGAUUGUUUGGUUCCACCCGAAUGUGAAAUUGUUUUUCCUCUUGACACUGGGAUCAUUGGGUAUGUGGCACAAACAAAGAAAACAAUAAACAUCCAUGAUAAAGCUAAGGAUGAUCAUUUCAGUAAUUUUGUGGACGUUGUCGCACAGUAUGAAACCAACAAUGUUCUGGCAACUCCAGUAAUGAAUGGCAAUGAUGUUGUUGCUGUUGUAAUGGCUGUAAACAAAAUAGAUGGGCCACAUUUCACCACGAAAGAUGAAGAAAUUUUGUUAAAGUAUCUCAAUUUUAUUAACUUAACACUCAAGAUCUAUCAUCUGAAUUAUCUCCAUAACUGUGAAACGAGGAAAGGGCAGGUACUUUUGUGGUCUGCAAGCAAAGUAUUUGAAGAACUUACUGAUAUUGAACGACAGUUUCACAAAGCCCUUUACACUGUGCGUGGCUUUUUGAACUGUGACAGAUACUCAGUGGCGCUCCUAGACAUGACGAAAGAAAAGGAAUUCUUUGAUCUCUGGCCAAUACAAAUGGGUGAAGUACCAGAGUAUGAUGGCCCAAAAACACCCGAUGGAAGGGAAAUAAUUUUUUACAAAAUAAUCGAUUACAUCCUUCAUGGAAAAGAAGAAAUUAAAGUCAUCCCGAGUCCUCCUGCAGAUCACUGGGCUCUGGUCAGUGGACUGCCAUCAUAUGUUGCGGAAACUAGUCUUAUAUGCAAUGUUUUGAAUGCAGGUGCAGAUGAAUUCUUUCAUUUUCAGAAAGAACCACUCGAUGCCUUGGGAUGGACUAUAAAGAAUGUGCUCUCAAUGCCAAUAGUAAACAAGAAAGAAGAAAUUGUGGGAGUUGCUACAUUUUAUAACAGAAAGGACGGAAAGCCCUUUGAUGACAUGGAUGAAACUCUGAUGGAAGCCUUGACACAGUUCCUCGGGUGGUCUGUUUUGAACACUGAUACAUAUGACAGAAUGAACAAAUUAGAAAACCGAAAAGACAUUGCCCAAGACAUGGUUAACUACCACAUUAAAUGCUCUAAAGAUGAAAUACAAGACAUAUUGAAAACUAGAGAAUUAUAUGAGAGGGAACCAAAUGAAUGUGACGAAGAAGAACUUCAAGAAUUACUGUAUGAAGAACUUCCAGAUGCCGAACAAGUAGAAAUCUACGAAUUUCACUUCUGUGAUUUUGAAUGGUCUCCACUGGAUCUUGUGAAGUGUGGAAUACAGAUGUAUUAUGAGCUUGGUGUGGUUGAUAAGUUCCACGUACCUCAAGAGGUAUUAGUUCGUUUCAUGUAUUCACUGAGUAAAGGAUACAGAAAGAUCACCUAUCACAACUGGCGGCAUGGGUUCAAUGUUGGACACACCAUGUUUACACUGCUCACUACUGGAAAUCUAAAAAGCUACUAUACAGAUCUGGAGGCAUUUGCCAUGGUGACAGCUGCAUUUUGCCAUGAUAUUGAUCACAGAGGAACAAACAACCUCUAUCAAUUGAAGUCGCAGGAUCCAUUGGCAAGACUUCAUGGUACAUCGAUUAUGGAGCGCCAUCACUUGGAGUUCAGUAAGACACUGCUCCAAGAUGAGGAUUUGAAUAUCUUUCAAAAUCUCAACAGAAGACAAUAUGAACAUGUACUCCAUCUGAUGGAGAUUGCCAUCAUUGCUACAGACUUGGCACUUUAUUUCAAAAAACGAACAAUGUUUCAAAAGAUAGUCGACCUAUCUGAAACAUAUGAAAACCCUCAGGAGUGGGUCGACUUUAUGAUACUGCAAACAACAAGGAAGGAGAUUAUCAUGGCCAUGAUGAUGACUGCAUGUGACUUGUCUGCCAUCACAAAACCAUGGGAAGUACAGAGCAAGGUAGCUCUUUCUGUAGCAGCUGAAUUUUGGGAACAGGGUGAUUUGGAGCGGACUGUUCUAGAACAACAACCCAUUCCCAUGAUGGACAGAAACAAAGCUGCUGAACUUCCAAAACUUCAAGUUGGUUUCAUUGACUUUGUGUGCACAUUUGUGUACAAGGAAUUCACCCGGUUUCACUCUGAAAUUGAGCCGAUGUACAAAGGCAUACUUAACAACAGGAAGGAGUGGAAGGCAUUGGCUGACGAACACGAGGCAAAAAUGAAAGCGAUCGAGGAAGAAAAAACGCGGAAGGAAGAAGAACAAACAGCAAAACAAGCAGGCAACACAUCACAAAAGGAACAAAGUUCUCAGUCAAAGACUUGUCAUCUCUUGUGAAGUACCCAGGA
Amblyraja radiata (thorny skate) is the source of this 2579-nucleotide messenger RNA. RefSeq names its product phosphodiesterase 6A, cGMP-specific, rod, alpha (gene pde6a). Gene Ontology annotation, biological process: signal transduction. The record is from RefSeq and is a predicted model, not a curated record. Lineage: Eukaryota; Metazoa; Chordata; Chondrichthyes; Rajiformes; Rajidae. Bases 1 to 2568 code for a protein of 855 amino acids. The transcript is spliced from 22 exons. Gene Ontology annotation, molecular function: protein binding; 3',5'-cyclic-nucleotide phosphodiesterase activity.